Molecule: messenger RNA, 1279 nt
Organism: Gamsiella multidivaricata
Lineage: Eukaryota; Fungi; Mortierellomycota; Mortierellomycetes; Mortierellales; Mortierellaceae
Product: hemerythrin HHE cation binding domain protein
Exons: 2
Coding region: 438-1088 (216 amino acids)
Source: RefSeq, a predicted model, not a curated record
AUUCGGAGAUUCGGAAAUUCGGAAAACCUGAAAUUUCGGAGCUCUCACGCACUCCCACGGCCAACCGUAAUUCAGUGCCUUGCAAAUGCACCCCCGCGCACUACGGGGCACUGGACUCUUUCGGCCCAGGAUCCGUACCGCCGAGCUCCUUUCCUGUCCAUGCACCGCUUGUCAUGGGGUUUGUGCCACUGGUGUGCCUCUCUCGCCUCAUGCGCAUCAUGCAUCCAUCCCCUAUAGGCGCCCCCAUCGUCCUCUCCAUUACAUCGUUCUUGCUCACAGAAGCGUAACCUCGUCCUCUCGUCCUGGGGGGGAGAAGGGCCAUCGACGUGGUAAUGAUGUCCUGGCGCAAGGUCGGGUCCUCGCAUCCACCAUAAAUAGCCCCCCCUCCUCGUCCAGUCUGCACACCGCAACACUCAUUCUCCUCCCCUCACCAGACUAUGCUCUUAUCUCGCGCUACCUCUAUCCGCAAUUUGAAGACGCUUCCUUUCCCUAUCAAGUCCCUCACCACUACCCCACGCUUUUUUUCAUCCACUAUUCCAGCCAUGGGACGCGUCUCCGAUGCCGUCAAGCACGACCACCGCGAGCUCGAGGAGCAGUACAACAACAUCCUGAGCGCAACCACCGAGGACGAGAAGACCCGCUGGCAGAAUCAGUUCACCUGGGAGCUGGCCCGUCACUCCGUCGGCGAAGAGCUGGUCGUCUACCCAGCCAUGGAGAAGCACCUGUCCAACGGCAAAGCCCUGGCCGACAAGGACCGAAAGGAACACGCAGUUGUGAAGGAGCAGCUCUAUAAAUUCCAAAACCUCAAGGCCACCGAUCCCGAGUUCGAGCCUACCAUCAGGGCCCUCUGGAAGGACUUGAGACAGCAUAUCAAGGAGGAAGAGGAGGAAGACCUCAUCGCCUUGGAGAAUGCUCUGAAAGAGUCUGACUCGGAGGACCUGUCCACCAGCUUCAAGCGCACCAAGAUGUUUGCCCCCACGCGCAGCCAUCCCAAUGCCCCCGACAAGCCUCCAUUCGAGAACGUUGCUGGCCUGCUGGCAGCGCCGCUGGAUCACCUUAAGGACUUGUUCAGCAGGUUCCCCAAGUAGAGCAAGAACCACCAGCUGCUGUUGUUCUCUCUCACUACAGACGAUUCAAGAUAACAAAAUGGCUUCUCGGCCAGAUGAAGACCUAUAAUUGCAUAAUUGCAUGCUGGGAAGGGUGUACAUAUUUGACAGACUCAAUAAAAUAAACGAGCAAAAGCCGGGAUUGCUAGCUCCCUUUUGUAAAUGAAUAAGAA